AUGGAUGCCGGCCGUCCUGCCUUCGACGGCGUCUUUUGCCCCUCCGAUUCUCCAAAGACGACUCCUUUCUAUUCAGACACUCCUCCACUGAGUUCCGUUUCUUCUGAGACGGAUAUUUCCCUCGAGCUUUCCUCCUCGACUGUCUCUCCUACAGACGAGCCGCUCGUGGCCGUCGUAGGCGUGGGAUACAUUGGGACUCACCUUGUCAGCUCCUUCUCCUCGCGAUAUCAAGUUAUUGGCUUUGACAUCACGAAGAGACGCAUUGACAACCUCCGUAAGGAAUUCAAAGGCAAUGAGAGCGUUCACUUCUCAUGGGAUCAGAGUGAUCUUGUUUUGGCUACGCACUUCUUGAUUUCGGUGCCUACUUUAUUGAGACCAGACAAGACUAUCGAUUCUUCCCACCUUCGUGAUGCCCUUAAGAUGGUCGGCAAGGUUGCUCGUCGUGGUUCUACUGUGGUAAUCGAGAGUUCCGUUGCUGUCGGUAUGACCCGUCAGCUCCUCGGUCCCCUUGCUAUGAGGAAAGGACUCUUUGCUGGCAUGUCUCCCGAACGUGUCGAUCCUGGUCGCGUCGAGCCUCCCGUCCAAUCCAUCCCCAAGAUCAUCUCAGGCCUUGAUGAUCUCAUCCCUGGCUCCCUUGGCGCUAUCAGCCGCAUUUACUCGACCAUCUUCGACAAUAUUGUCACCGUCUCCACGCCUGAAGUCGCCGAGAUGAUGAAGCUAUAUGAGAACUGCCAGCGUAUGGUGUGUAUCGCUUAUGCUAACGAGAUGGCUGACGCUUGCAUCCCUCACGGCAUUGACCCCUAUGAAGUGUGCGCGGCUGCUUCCACCAAGCCUUUCGGAUACAUGCCAUAUACUCCUGGAGUCGGCGUCGGUGGUCACUGUAUCCCUGUGAACCCCUUCUACCUUCUUUCGAACAGCAGUUUCCCCUUACUCGAAGCAUGUUCCACGGCCAUGAACAACCGUCCGGCCAAGCUCGCGCAGCGCCUCCUCGAGUCUCUCCCGCAACAAGAAGGCGGCAAGACGCCUCGAGUGCUUGUCGUAGGCAUGGGAUUCAAGCCUGGUCAGUCGCAGCUGGAUAGCUCGCCUGGCGUGGACCUUGUGCGCAACCUUGCCGUGUCGGGCGCUGUAGAAGUGAUGUGGGCGGAUGCCCUGGUCAAGCAGGAAUCGAUCCCACAGAUCGCGAGGCUUGGUGAUGACGAGUGGAGUAGGGAGUGCCUGUUGAGCUUUGAUGUGAUUGUUCUGGCUAUGAAGCAGCACAAGAUGGACUUUGAUCUUCUUGAUGAGUUGGAAGGUGUUCGCGUGGAAAGUUGGUGCAAAUGA
This is a messenger RNA of Trichoderma virens Gv29-8, 1320 nucleotides long. RefSeq lists its product as uncharacterized. NCBI's taxonomy places the organism in Eukaryota, Fungi, Ascomycota, Sordariomycetes, Hypocreales, Hypocreaceae. The record is from RefSeq and is a predicted model, not a curated record. Gene Ontology annotation, biological process: polysaccharide biosynthetic process. Bases 1 to 1320 code for a protein of 439 amino acids. The transcript has 2 exons. Gene Ontology annotation, molecular function: oxidoreductase activity, acting on the CH-CH group of donors, NAD or NADP as acceptor; NAD binding; oxidoreductase activity, acting on the CH-OH group of donors, NAD or NADP as acceptor.